AGUCGGAGCCCACACCCCCGGGAGGCCAGACCCGGGGCACGGGCUGCGUUCCGUGACGCGCACGGCGUGGGCACAGGGUGGGUGGCCGCGGAGCGUGUCUCGGCAGGAAUGGAGCCGGAGCGGCUGCAGGCGGCCCCAGUGAACUCAGUCUCUCCCUGGAUUCAGAGCCCACAGGCGUCACUACAUUGAACUUCCUGGCCACCUGGAGUGGGAGGGGCAGAGGAGGAACCGGGCCUGGGGGAGGGGCAGGCUGCAAACAGAGAUGGACUGAGCCCCCGGGCACCAGGCCCGCCCGCCGAGCUCUGCCCCGCACGGACCUGGCACAGCCGGAACGCGGGCGGGCAGUUUGCCUCCUGCCGGGGGUGCUGCGGGCGACGUGGGCCACGGGCAGCCUCGGGACAGCCUGCCAGUCCCACAGUCCAGCCUCCGUCCCCGCACCGACAGGCUUCUGUGUCCCGGGCCACGACUGCGGAGCCCCUCAGCUCCUUGGCAGGUCCAGACAUCUACCCUGGGAGAGAAAUGAGAUGAAACUCUCUUUCUUGUCAUUGUAAAAAGUAUUUGAAUUCCUAAGGUGUGAUAAGGCCACCCAGCCAUCCACAGUCAAGAAUCUUGACCAAGGACUCCAGAGGAUGGAGGCCCCCCAGUGGUGGCUGCUGGUCCCUGCGCUCCUGGCUGUGGGCCAUUGCCUGGCCCUGGCCAACCAGGAGGAUUCUGGCCCCAUGGACCCCGGCCCCCUGGACGUCCCUCCCGGGCCGGCCCUGCCCUGCCACAAGCUCUCCGUGAGCAACAUAGACUUUGCCUUCGACCUCUACCGACAGCUGGCCUCGGAGGCCCCCGGAGAGAACGUGCUCUUCUCCCCCGUGAGCAUCUCCUGGGCCUUGGCCACGCUCUUCCUCGAAGCGCCCGCCGCCAGCAGGGCCCACCUCCUGGAGGGCCUGGGCUUCAACCUCACCCUGGUUUCCGAGGCCGAGAUCCAGGAGGGCUUCCGGGACCUGCUGCGCAGGCUCCCCGUGCAGGGCCCCCAGCUCCUCCUGACGCUGGGCCAGCGCAGGUUCGGCGGCCUGGGCCCGGGGGCUGCCCCGGACCCGGCGGGGGCCCUGCACGGCAUCCGGGAGUACGUGGAGAAGCAGACCCGGGGGCAGCUUGGCGCCUGGGUGGACGGACUCAGCGAUGCCACCGCGGAGGUCCUGGUGAGUCACCUGCUCCUCAGAGCCGGGUGGGCGCGACCCUUUGACCCGAGAGCCACCAGCCUGAAGGAGUUCUUUGUGGACGAGCACAGGGCCGUGCCGGUGCCCAUGAUGCGGCAGAAGGCUCGCCACCGCUUCCUGCACGACCCCGAGCUGCAGUGCACGGUGCUGCAGAUGGAGCACGCCGCCGGCGCCACCACCUUCUUCGUCUUCCCCCAGCGGGGCCGGCUGCGGCAGCUGGAGGACGCCCUGCUGCCCGAGACGCUGAUCAAGUGGGACAGUCAGCUCAGGACCAGAGAACUCGAUUUCUACUUCCCCAAGUUCUCCAUCUCCAGCAGCGCCAGGCUGGAGCUGCUCCCAGGAGCGGCUGUGGGCGGAGGCCUCCCCGAGCCCGGACUGAACAUCUCGAAGGUUGCACACAAGGCUGCGAUGACUCUGGAUGAGGGGGGCACAGAGGUGGCUGCCGCCACCAGCAUCCAGCUCACGCCGGGGCCGCGCCCCGACCGCGACCUCCACGCCUCGCCCGCUCCAGACACGGAGUUCAACCGGCCCUUCCUGGUGAUGACCUUCCACACGGACACGGGGAGCAUGCUUCUCCUGGGGCGGGUUGUGAACCCGCUGGGGUGCUGUGCCGGGUGACCCCGAGAGCGGGCCGAGUCAGCAUCCGUGUGAAAGGCCACGGCCAGCGUGGCUGCCGGGUUCAAAGGCUCGGAGAAAGAGCUGCCGCGCAAAUUAACACACAAGACAAGAAAUGAUGAUUUUGAAAUUAUGGGGGGAAGCCAGGGAAAACUCA
Messenger RNA from Myotis daubentonii (Daubenton's bat), 1980 nucleotides. RefSeq names its product putative serpin A13. Gene Ontology annotation, molecular function: serine-type endopeptidase inhibitor activity. NCBI's taxonomy places the organism in Eukaryota, Metazoa, Chordata, Mammalia, Chiroptera, Vespertilionidae. The record is from RefSeq and is a predicted model, not a curated record.